Pistacia vera is the source of this 2253-nucleotide messenger RNA. Its product is annotated as probable LRR receptor-like serine/threonine-protein kinase At1g05700. The coding region runs from base 31 to 2253 and encodes 740 amino acids. Lineage: Eukaryota; Viridiplantae; Streptophyta; Magnoliopsida; Sapindales; Anacardiaceae. The transcript has 11 exons. The record is from RefSeq and is a predicted model, not a curated record.
UGAGACACACAAGAGGAAAUCAAAUUGGCAAUGGAAAUCUUAAAGAAGUUGAUCUUCUGUGCAUUCAUAAGUGCAGCUUCUCUUGUAGUCCUGAUUCACGCCCAGAGUCAAUCAGGUUUUAUUAGCAUAGAUUGUGGGAUACCUGAAAAUUCUAGCUAUACGGACAAGAUGACAGGCAUAAAUUACACUUCAGAUGCAAAUUUCAUAGAGACCGGUGUAAGCAAUAAUAUAUCAUCUGACUACAUCCGAAACAGCCUUGAACAACAAUUCAUGAGCGUGAGAAGCUUCCCCGAGGGAAAAAGAAAUUGUUACACCUUGAAACUUGCUCGUGGCGAUACUAAGUUUUUAAUUAGAGCAAGAUUCAUGUACGGAAAUUAUGAUGGCCAAGGUAAAGUACCAAGGUUUAAUCUCCUUCUUGAAGCUGAUCUCUGGGAUUCAAUAGAACUUACAAAUGCAUCCACUAUUGUCACCAAGGAGAUCCUCCAUAUUCCCCAGAAGAACAAUAUAUAUGUCUGUCUUGAAAACACAGGCUCUGGAACACCUUUCAUAUCAGCAUUGGAAUUAAGGCGUCUGAAAAAUUCAACUUAUCAAACUGGCACAGGAUCAUUACUACUCUUUCGGCGGUGGGAUUUUGGUUCAACAACAAAUAAACCAAUCAGGUACAAAGAUGACGUUUAUGAUCGCAUAUGGUCUCCCUACAACUGCUACAACUGCAAAUCAAUAAAUAACUCGCUCAAAGUCUUCUAUGAGAACGAUUAUGAUAUACCGUCUACCGUCAUGCAGACUGCGGCUGUACCGGCAGAUACCAAUUCUUUGCAGUUCAAUAUCAAGCCUACUGAUGCAAGCUUCCAAUAUUAUGACGACUUCUACUUUGCUGAGGUUAAAAGUCUCCCAUCCAACCAGACUAGAGAAAUUGACAUAUUUUUUAAUGGAAGGAAAUGGUCGGAUGAGUCUGAAUUUCCUAGAUACUUAGAGGGAGACGGCUACCACGGCCUAUUAGCCAAAGGCGAAAAUAAAAUUGAGCUUUCAGUCAACAAAAUUGGGAAUUCGACGCUACCGCCCAUCCUCAAUGCCUUCGAGAUUUAUAGAGUGCAAGAGUUUCAGCAACUGCUAACAAACCAAAACGAUGUUGAUGCCAUCAUGAAUAUAAAGUCAAAAUAUGGAGUGAAAAGAAAUUGGCAAGAAGAUCCAUGUGCACCUAAACGUCACUUGUGGCAAGGUCUUAAUUGCAGCUACGAUGAUUAUGAUGCCCCAAAUAUCAUAUCUCUAAACCUGACAGGAAACAGACUUGAAGGUUCAAUUCCAGUUGGACUCAUGGAAAUGAAGAAGAAUGGUCUGAUACUAAGAACACAAUCCUAUNAUAUUUCGGAUAGGUUGACUGAAAAAAGUGAUGUGUAUAGCUUUGGAGUGGUUCUCUUAGAGUUAAUGACAUGCAAACCUGUGAUUGAGAAAUCCCAAGAGAGAACUCACAUCAGUCAAUGGGUGAGUUUCAUGCUUGCAAAGGCAGAUAUUAAAAACAUAGUAGAUCCAAGAUUACAGGGUGACUUCGACAUUAACUCUGUUCGGAAAGCUGUAGAAAUAGCAAUGGCUUGUAUAUCUCCAACUGCCACCAAAAGGCCAACCAUGACUAAAGUUGUGAUCGAAUUGAAUGAGUGUUUGGCAAUGGAAAUAGCUCGUAAGAAGGUGGACAAUGACAUUGAAUCAAAAGAUUCAAUUGAAUUGUACAAUUCAGAUCAUCAUGCUGAAUCAUAUCUCACAACAAGGUCUAUGCUCAGAAUGUCUUGCAUUUCCGAAUCUUUUGUAGCCGUGAUUCGCGCCCAGAGUCAAUCAGUUGCUUUUGCUCUUAUACUUCUGCAGGUCUAUGCUCAGGAACCAGGAUUCGUCAGCAUUGAUUGCGGAGCAAACUCAAACUACACUGAUUCACAAACUGGCCUUUAUUACGUUUCCGAUGCAGGCUUCAUAGAAACUGGGAUAAGUAGCAGUGUAGCACUAUCGUAUCAAUCAGAUAGCCUUGAACAACCGUUAUGGACUCUCAGAAGCUUUCCUGAAGGUUCCGGGACACCAUUGAUUUCAUCUUUAGAAUUCAAUCCUCUGAAAAAUAGCACUUAUGUGACUGAAUUUGGGUCGCUUGUAAUCUAUGCAAGGAUGAAUGUUCAACCAAUUACAACUGAAAUACUCAGGUAUCCGGAUGAUGCUUUUGAUCGAAAAUGGAUACCGUAUAACCAUCCCAACUGGGAACAAUUAACUACAUGA